GAUGACGGGUCUCAUUCGGCAACACGUGGCGAAUUAGCGAGUGAGUGUAAGUAAUUUCGCGCAGUGUCAUACGAGUUCACCAAUUCGUCAUAUUUGUAUUAAUUUCUUAGGUUUGGGGAAAAAAAAAAACAAGCAGUCAGCUUUUACGAUCGUUGCACCUUUUUCUUGUCCGGACGCAGGAAGUUUGUUGGUUGCUAGGACGACACGUAAUUGUACUCCACUGCGUCGGUGGACAAAAACUUGCAAACUUAAAAUACUCUAGGGGUAAAUAAUAAGAAUAAACUUGCAAUUAUGGCCCACGACGAUACACGCGUGGAAUGGAUACGACAGCGAGUUCGUGCUUGUUUUCAUUUAGCUGACAAUUCUUGUUUCGACGAGCUGCUAAAUCGGAGAGAUGGAGAAGAGGAGAUGGAACUUAUUCGCUAUUUGAAUGCCGUGUCGGAAGAGAACACGGCGUCAUGCCUUCUUUUUAUGAAAACUGUCAGAGAGGAGGAGAUUGGAGUCGAAAUUCCCAAAGCGUGUGGUGCAUUUACAUCAGAAUCGUCAUCCAGUGACUUUCUGGAACACGAGGAGGAUACAGAGACUCAAAGUAGAAACAAAACUGCUCAAAAACCUUUCAGUCAUACGAUUCAGGUGGUUUAUCACAGCGAACUUCACAUGGCAAUCAACCGAGUCCCGAAGACAUUUGCCAAAUCUCGAGUUUUAUAUUUCCUCAGGACCACAAAUAAGACCAUUGUAGAACCACUUGAUAUGACUGAGGCCAAUAAAGUGAUGCCCAAGUUUUUGGAGACCGGUUUCCAUAAUGGACACAACUUGCGAACGCUGCAGAAAAAACUUGUACACAUCUACAUUCCAUUAAUGACUGUGCAUCAGAUGAAAAAAAACGAGGAUUUUCCUUGUGAAGAAUUCAGUGGUGGUAAGGAAACUCCAACUAAGCCAAGUGACCGAGCACCCGUUCGGAAUGAGUUCCUCAACAGCACGCACAAGUUUCUGGCCUUGGUCAACUCAACUAUUCAACAGCUUCAAGCUCAAGAUGACAUCAUUCUGAAAAUCCCAGAUCUUGAUCUGGAGCCGGAGGUCAGUGUCCUGCUGACCAAUUCGGCAACGCUAAGGAGGUUGGAGCAGUGUGUGAUAAACUGGCAGACUCAACUUAUUGUUGCGAUCGAGGAGGAAGAAAAGAAGAAGCCGCAGACUCCGAGUCCGAUGGCAGAAAUUAUUUUUUGGCAGGAACGCGUCUCCAUCCUGAGUGCUCUUAAGGUGAAGCUUAAUCAGCCUGCGGUGAAAAAGAUUCUGCUGGUGCUGACCAAAGCGCACGCUGGUGUGAUUCCUACUAUGGAGGCUACAAAAGCGAAACUUUUUAAAUAUUACGUUGAGGCAGAUGAAAAUGUACGUUUCCUCCAAACACUGGAAAGGCAUUUCAAGAAUCUUGCUACAGGAGCAAACCUGAGUGUGCUUCUGGAGACCAUCCCAUCUCUAAUGAACAGCCUACAAAUCGUGUGGUUAAUAUCCUGUUAUUACAACAGGAACGAUCGCAUGGUCCCUUUGAUGGAACGCAUCGUUUGGCAACUGUCCGAACGUGUGGCCCAAGUCAUUGAUAUCCGUGUGCUUUUCAAAGAUGAAAGAGAGGUGGCAAAAACUAAGGUGGACGAUGCCAAGAGAGUUCUGGAAUCGUGGAAGUCAUCCUACUUUGAAGUGCGUGCUGAAAUUGAGCAAGGAGGCACAGGAAGACGGUGGGAGUUUGAUAAGAGGAAGCUUUUUGAGAAAACUGAUUAUAUGGCUUCCAUCUGCCGGGACUUGUACACUGUUUUGCACAACUUGGAUGAGUUUUACGCCAUCUUCAGCCCAGAGUUGAAAAGGUUGACCUCUGAGCCAAAACGUUUCGACGAGAUGCUGGGCAAUGUCGACAACCUAAUCUUGCCCUUUGAGGGAGUAACUUUUGAUCCUUUCAAUAUCUACAAGAUGAGCAGUUGGAAAAUCAUCAUGCAGCACUUCAACAGUAAUGUUUAUGCCAUUGAGAGGGAGGUCAUCGCCUUCAUUGAUCAGUCCUUCAAGGCCAUGCGCUCUUCAACUGCGGCCUUCGGAAUGCUUGUAAAAUUCCAAGACAUUCGCUCCAGACCGGCCAUCAACAAUCAUUUGAUGAAAAAGACUAACGACGUUUUGGCUCAGUAUUGCAAAGAGGUGGACAGCAUCAAUGAAAUAUUUGAGGAAAAGAAAAACAAACCAAAAAUAAAUAAGAAUGAGCCCCCCGUGGCAGGCAGCAUCCGGUGGACGCAUACCCUUUUUCAGCAUGCAAAAGAAGGAAUGCUUCCUCUCCUGACAAUGCCAGACUUAUUGGAGAGCGAAAUGGGAAAGUUGGCCAAAAAGAAAUACAUGGAAAUGGCGAAAAAGAUGAGCGACUAUACCGUUAAGAUGUACAAAACGUGGGUAUCUGACACUGAACGCAACUUGCCCUUGUUAUUGAAGACACCCAUCAUUGUGAGCAAAAGUGAAGUCCGGCGAGAGUUGGUCAUUCCAGUCAAGCCUGAGGUCAACUCACAAUUGGACAGGCGAUACCGUGUCAACUUUCCAUCUGAGAUCAUGACAAUAAUUUCCGAGACCAAAAACUUGAUUUUAAUGUCAUUCUCUAUCCCCGAGAUUGUUCAAAACGUGACUCUACAGGAGCUCAAAUUCAAAAGGUACACUGACGAUCUACACAAGCUUGUCCGCCACUACAACUCUGUGGUUGAUAGUCUGAGUGAUGCGAAGAUCAGCAUGUUGUCUGAAAAUCUCAAAAGUGUUGAAACACUGUUGUCGACGGGAUGCAAAAGAUUGAACUGGAACUCCUUGGGAAUCGCAGAUUUCAUCAACGAGGCCAAUGAAGAGCUGUCGAAGUUUGACUCGGUUGUCAGGCAAAUAGAGCACAUCGAGAUCGACAUCGAAGCCAAGUUGCGAUCGAUAACGACGGCCGACCUCCUGAAAUGCCCCGUGCCUGAAAAUGCGGACCUUUUACCGAGUGUGAAGGAGUUUUGCAAAUGUAUUGAUAGAGAGCAGGUCAAAACAGUUCAUUUAUUGAGACGCAAAUACAACGACAUUGGACCUGUAAUUACUAAGGUAGAACAUUUGAUUAUGGAAACAAACACUGGCAAGUCCAAAUGUAUGUCAAGUUACUACGCACACUGGGAACGGAAGGUGCACAAUUCCCUCAUAAACAUGGUGCUGAGGAACAUCACGGGUUUUAACGCUGCACUGAUGGGGAGCGGCCCCCUUUUCCGUAUUGACGCUAUGCUCUCCGCCCCCAAGAUUUUGUUGCAGCCCAAAAUAAACGAGAUUUACCAGUUGCUUGUGCAGUGUAUCAGAGAUUGCGUCGAGAGCACCAAAGAAUUUGUGCGUUGGAUGAAUGGAACCUGCAUUGAGUGCCCAGCACAACACGUGGACGGUGAUGACUUGGUGACUUUCAGCUUCUUUGAGGAAGUGUGUCUUCACCCUCAGAUCAAUGAAAGUGCCCUUGCAGUGUCCCAGAACAUUCAGAAGUUGCUGCUUUCUGUAGACCAGGACCUUCACCACUGGAAACAGUACCACACUCUAUGGGAAAGAGAAAUAGCCACAGUCAGCGAAAAGUUCGCCGCGAAAAACCCAUCAUGUGCUAUGUAUGAUCAGAAGCUGCAGUUCUAUGCACAUAUUCAUCAAAAGUUGCGUUUGGAGCCGUUGUUUAAGAAUGUACACUUUAUCCAAUUGAACUUGGAGCCGCUGUGCCGGACUGUGCGGGAGAUGGCAAAGUCCUGGAUCGAUUCACUCGGGGGUUUGCUCAACAAAUCAGCCAAAGAGGAACUCGUCAACUUAAAAGAUGAACUCACGCAACUUUCCGAGAAGCUUAAACAGACUCCUGACACUUUUGAGAACUUAAAGAACGUCCUUGAGACCAUCUCAAACAUCCGAGACAUGUCUCUUGAUGUGGAGUUGAGCAUCGCAGAUAUCCAGGAAAAAUACAGAACAUUGGCUAUGUACGAAGUGGAGGUUGAAAAAGCCGAGCCGGAACUGAUCGACUAUGUCAAACAGAUCUGGAGGUACCUCUUUGCAGAAUCCAGGCGGGUGGAUUUCAGACUGACAGACACAAAGAUAUCAUUUAAAGAGACGACCAAGAGAAUGGCAGAAGAGUUUCAAGAGGAGUUGUCCAUCUUUGUCGAAAGCUGUAACAUGCAUGGUCCUGGAGCUGUUGGAAACGAUUUAGAUAAAGGGUUAUCAAGAAUGCAGUCGUACGAAGCAGAGUUUGCCAAGAUCGUGGCGAGGCGGCAGGAGUUGGCUAAUGCUGAGAAACUGUUGGACCUGCCCGUCCUUGCGUAUCCAGAGAUCAUCAACAUGCAAAAAGAAAUGAAUGGAUACAGGCAGAUUUAUGAUAUUUACCAUGCGCUAAAGGUUGCAAAGAUCAAGUGGUCCCAGACCCUGUGGGUGGACUCGGAUAUCGACUUGCUUCAGGUAGGCGUUGAAUGCUUUGUCCAAGAAUUGAGGAGGCUGCCCGAUGAUGUGCAGGCCCUACCUGUGGCCUGCUUUGUUGAGGGCAGAAUGAAGGAAUUCAGGGAUUCUCUUCCUCUUCUGAUGGAUCUGAAGAAUGAAGCCCUCAGAGAACGACACUGGAAAGAAUUGAUGAAAAGGACUGGUACCUGCUUCGAUAUGACCGCAAGCAGCUUCACUCUGGAGAACAUGUUUGCGAUGGAUCUUCACAAAUAUGCCGACGUCAUAGGUGACAUUGUCACGUCAGCUGUAAAAGAGCUCGGUAUUGAAAAGGGUGUGAAGGAGGUGGUGGAGACCUGGGAAAAUAUGAAAUUUGUUAUCCAACCCUAUAAUAAAGGCAACCAGCAACAAUGUUCUGUCUUGGGCGGAGUGGAUGAGAUCGUGCUGAAUGUGGACAACGACGCCAUGAAUUUGCAGAGCAUGGCUGGGAGCCAUUUUGCCGGACCUUUCCUAAGCACCAUACAACAGUGGGAGAAAGAUCUGUCUCUUAUCAGUGAGAUCAUAGAGGUUUGGUUGCUGGUCCAACGGAAAUGGAUGUACUUGGAGAGCAUAUUCAUCGGUGGUGAUAUUUCCUCACAGUUACCAGAGGAAGCUCAAAAAUUUGAUAUCAUUGACAAAAAGUUCAAAGAUAUAAUGAAUGAAGCACAGAGAAACCCGAACAUUAAGCUCUGUUGCCUGGUCCCCAACCGGCUAACAGACCUGCAGACUCUCAGCGAGAACUUAGAAAGGUGCCAGAAAAGUCUCAACGACUACUUAGAUUCCAAGCGGGAUGCAUUCCCCCGCUUCUUCUUCAUCUCCGACGAUGAACUGCUCAGCAUUUUGGGGAGUAGUCACCAUGAUUGUGUGCAGGAACACAUGAUUAAGAUGUAUGACAAUAUCGCAUCGCUGCGGUUUGACACGGAGAGCGGCGGGGAGACCGCGGUAGGGGCCAUGGUGUCCGCCGAGGGGGAAGUGAUGGAGUUCCAAAAGCCCGUCCAAGUCAAAGGAAGAGUGGAGGAAUGGAUGACGGGAGUCUUACACGAGAUGAGGAGGACUAAUCGGCUCAUCACUAAGGAAGCAAUCUUUCGCUACUGUGAGGACAGAGGCAGGGUGGACUGGAUGUUGCUGUUCCUGGGCAUGGUGGUACUGGCUACAAAUCAAGUGUGGUGGACGUGGGAGGUGGAGGAUGUUUUUAACAACUUGAAAUUGGGAGACAAACACGCUCUGAAGAACUACGCCACAAAGAUGCACCAGCAGAUCGAUGAGUUGGUAACGCGUAUAAUGCAACCUAUGAAGAAAAAUGAUAGACGCAAACUCAACACCGUCCUGAUCAUAGAUGUGCACGCGAGAGAUAUCGUCGACAGCUUUGUCUUGAACAGUAUAACAGACGCUGAGGAGUUUGAGUGGGAAAGCCAAUUACGAUUCUACUGGGUCCAGGAUGAAGACAACCUUUUUGUGCGUCAGUGCAGUGCAUCUUUCAGUUACGGCUAUGAGUACAUGGGGUUGAACGGCCGAUUGGUUAUAACGCCCCUGACAGACCGGAUCUACCUCACAAUCACGCAGGCUCUCUCCAUGUUUCUGGGUGGAGCUCCUGCUGGGCCAGCUGGUACUGGUAAGACAGAGUCCACCAAAGAUCUGGCCAAAGCUCUGGGUCUGCUCUGUGUGGUUACAAACUGUGGUGAAGGCAUGGACUACAUGGCCGUUGGGAAGAUUUUGUCUGGCCUGUCACAAUGCGGCGCUUGGGGUUGUUUUGAUGAAUUCAACCGUAUUGACGCCUCGGUCCUUUCAGUGAUCUCUUCACAAAUCCAAACCAUCCGCAAUGCUCUAAUUCUUCACCUUAACAUAUUCAAUUUUGAGGGUCACGAGAUUACCCUGGAUAGCCGAAUUGGGAUCUUCAUUACGAUGAACCCGGGAUAUGCAGGGCGCACGGAGCUGCCUGAAUCCAUCAAAGCACUCUUCAGGCCUGUGGUGGUGAUUGUCCCUGACUUGCAACAAAUCUGUGAGAUCAUGCUCUUUUCCGAGGGAUUCCUCAUGGCCAAGGACCUUGCGAAGAAGAUGACAGUCCUCUACAAAUUGGCUGGAGAGCAGCUCUCCAUGCAGUCUCAUUAUGACUUUGGCCUACGAGCUCUGAAAUCUGUCCUCGUGAUGGCCGGAGAACUGAAGAGAGGCUCACCAAACAUUACUGAGGAUGUGGUAUUGAUGCGAGCCUUGAGGGACAUGAAUCUACCGAAGUUUGUAUUCGAUGAUGUGCCUCUUUUCCUUGGGCUGAUCUCAGACCUGUUUCCCGGGCUGGAAUGCCCUCGCGUCCACUAUGCCGACUUCACUCGCGCUGUAGAAGAGGUCCUACAAGAGAGCAAAUACAUUUUGCUGCCUUUCCAGGUGGACAAAGUGGUGCAGAUAUAUGAAACCAUGAUGACACGGCACACAACUAUGAUCGUGGGCCCAACCGGUGGAGGGAAAUCGGUUGUAAUCAGCACACUUUGUCGAGCGCAAACCAAAUUGGGAAUCCACACCAAAUUGUAUCCCCUGAACCCCAAAGCUGUGAGCGUCGUCGAACUGUACGGCGUUCUGGAUCCUGACACUCGAGACUGGACCGAUGGAGUCUUGUCCAACAUCUUCCGGGACGUCAACAAGCGUACCGACAAACAGGAGAGGAGGUAUAUCUUGUUUGAUGGGGAUGUCGAUGCUUUGUGGGUCGAGAACAUGAAUUCGGUAAUGGACGACAACAAGCUGCUCACUCUGGCAAAUGGAGAACGGAUUCGUUUGCAAGGCCACUGUGCCUUGCUCUUUGAGGUUGGAGAUCUGCAGUACGCUUCCCCUGCUACCGUUUCUCGCUGUGGAAUGGUUUUUGUGGACCCCAAAAACCUGCGGUACAACCCAUUCUGGCAGAAAUGGUUGAAAAACAGACCCGUUGAAGAGCGAGAAUUGCUGGACAAACUCUUUGACAAAUAUGUGCACAGACUGAUUGAGAUGAUUGUGGAAGGGAUUGUUGAUGGGAAACAAGGACAGAAACUCAAGACUGUUGUCCCUCAAACGGAUCUGAAUAUGGUUUCCCAGCUCUGCGUGGCUCUCGACGGCCUACUUGAAACUAAAAACCAAAGUGCUGCAGUCUUGGAAAGUUUCUUCCUGGAAGCCAUCUUCUUGUCGCUUGGUGCCACGGUGCCGGACAACGAAAGGGACAAAUUUGAUGAUUUCGUCAAAAGACUUUCUGGCUUAAUCAUUGUGAGCGAUGAGAAAAGAUUGGCUGGACCUGGUGAGAUCCCAGGGUACCUGCCCACUCUCUUUGAUUUCCAUUUUGAUGGAAAUCAGCAGAAAUGGGUUCCUUGGACUCAUCUGGUCACCAAAUACAUUCAUAAUCAUGAAUUAAAGUUUGCUGAUAUUCUGGUCCCAACCGUAGACACUGUGAAAACCGGCUGGAUCCUGGAACAGAUGGUCAAGAUAAAGAGGCCUGCUCUUUUGGUCGGAGAUCCCGGAACCUCAAAAACCGCCACCGUUCAAAACUUUCUGAAGAACCAAAAUAGAGAAACAAUUAUGACUUUGACCAUCAACCUUUCAUCCAGGACAACAUCCUUGGACCUCCAGAAGAACCUGGAGGCCAAUGUAGAGAAAAGGACCAAAGACGUAUACGGCCCUCCAGUGGGCAAGAGAUUGUUGAUUUAUUUAGACGACAUGAAUAUGCCGAAGGUGGAUAGCUACGGCACGCAGCAGCCAAUUGCACUGCUGAAGCUUUUAUUGGAUCGAGGGGGCAUCUACGACCGAGGGAAGGAGCUCACCUACAAAACCCUCAAGGAUCUCGGCUUCGUUGCCGCCAUGGGGAAGGCAGGAGGCGGGAGGAACGAGGUGGACACCCGCUUCGUCUCGCUCUUCAGUGUCUUCAGCGUCCCUUUCCCCGCCGUGGAGUCUCUCCACCUGAUCUUUUCCUCCAUUAUCAAAGGCCACACCCAACACUUUGAGGAUGCGGUACAAAAGGUUUGUGAUAAAAUCACCGUCUGCACCCUGGAACUGUACAAGAGCCUGACUAAAGAACUGCCACCGACUCCAGCAAAGUUCCACUACGUCUUUAAUCUGCGAGACCUGUCGAGGGUCUUUAGUGGCCUGACCCUCACUCGGCCUCACAGGUUUUCAUCUGUCUCUAUAUUUGUCCGGGUUUGGCGAAAUGAGUGUCUGAGGAUUUUCCACGACAGACUCAUCGAUGAAAAAGACAAAAACCUGGUUCAAGCCCUUAUAAAAAACAUAGUUGAAGAACAUUUCAAAGAAAACAUGGAGGAUGUUAUGAGAGAUCCAGUUCUUUUUGGGGACUACAGAGCAGCCCUGAGCCAGACCCAACCGAGGGUAUAUGACGACUUGCUGGAUUAUGAAACUUGUAAAGCGCUGUUUCAGGAAAUUCUAGAGGAGUACAACAAAAGAAUUUCAAGGAUGAAUCUGGUACUGUUUGAUGACGCCGUGGAACACCUGAGCCGCGUGCACCGCAUUCUUCGCAUCGAUGGUGGUCACGCUCUGCUUGUGGGCGCGGGAGGCUCUGGCAAGCAGUCCAUCACCAGGCUGGCUGCCUUCGCUGCCGACUGUGAGGUGUUUGAGAUUGCACUCAGCAGAGGAUAUUGUGAGUCCAACUUCCGCGAAGACUUGAAAACGUUGUACUUGAGGCUCGGUAUUGAAAAGAAGAAGACCGCCUUCCUCUUCACCGACGCUCAUGUCGCUGAAGAAGGAUUUUUGGAACUCAUCAACAACAUGCUUACAUCAGGAAUUGUUCCUGCAUUGUUUUCCGACGACGAGAAAGAGUCCAUUCUAUACCAGCUUCGUGACGAGGCCGUCAAAGCGGGAUCGGCUCCAUCUAAAGAUGCCGUGUGGUGGUAUUUUGUGAACAAAAGCGCAAGCAAUCUGCACAUUAUUUUGGUGAUGUCUCCUGUCGGGGAUACCCUGAGGAUGCGUUGCAGAAAUUUUCCAGGACUGAUGAACAACACUGUAAUCGACUGGUACAUGGCGUGGCCUCCACAGGCAUUGCGUGCUGUAGCAGAGUUUUUCCUCGGUGAGAGUGAAAUGAUUCCAAGGGUGCAUGCUCAAGGUGUUAUCGAGCACGUCUGCUUGGUCCACAAAUCAGUUGGUGACUACAGUAUGCUGUUCCAACAAAGACUCAGACGUUCUAACUAUGUCACCCCGAAGAACUACUUGGACUUCAUUAACACGUAUUCUAGCCUCCUGCAGGAAAAGGACAAGUAUAUUCUUGCGCAGUGCAAACACCUUGAGGGCGGCUUGGAUAAACUGAAGGCCGCCAGUCUGCAACUGGACGAGCUGAACGUCAAACUGGCCGAGCAGAGGGUGGUCCUCGCUGAAAAGUCUGCGGCCUGCGAGACCAUGAUGGCGGGGAUCGCCUCCAACGCCACCGCGGCUGAAGACAAAAAGACACUGGCGGAAGAAAAAGCCAAAGAGAUUGAAGAGCAAAACAAAGUGAUUGCUGUUGAAAAGGCAGAAGCAGAAACUUCUCUCGCUGAAGCUUUGCCGGCAUUGGAAGCAGCUCGCAUUGCCUUACAAGACCUCGAUAAAUCUGACGUCACUGAGAUCCGAUCCUUUGCAAAGCCACCCAAGCAGGUGCAAGUGGUGUGUGAGUGCAUCCUGGUGCUAUGUAAAAAAAAGGAAAUUAGCUGGCAAGCCGCAAAGGCGAUGAUGUCUGAUCCGGGUUUUCUGCGUUCACUGAUGGAGAUGGACUGCGACGCUAUCGGUCCCAACCAGGUCAAGACUGUCAAAGGCUUCUUGAAAGCCCUUGGGACCUCCCUCGAGGAAAUGCAAGCCAUCAGCAAAGCGGGCUCGGGAAUGUUUAAAUUCGUGGAGGCUGUCGUGGGUUACUGUGAAGUUGCCAGGGAGAUCAAGCCAAAAAGAGACAAAGUGGCACGUCUCGAAAGAAACUUCUUUCAGAGUAAGAAGGAGUUGGAGCUCAUUCAAAGCGAGCUGACUAACAUCCAGCGAGAGCUUAAGACUCUCGGGGACAAAUAUCAAACUGCGAUUGCAGAAAAACAAAAAUUACAAGAGGAGGCUGAGCUCAUGGAGAGAAGAUUAAUAGCUGCUGACAAACUUAUCUCGGGCUUAAGCUCUGAGAAUGUGAGGUGGACACACGAUUUGGAGGAGUUGAAGCAACGGCGUGUGCGUCUCCUCGGAGACUGUCUACUCUCUGCUGCCUUCCUGAGCUACGAGGGAGCCUUCAGCUGGGACUUCAGGAACGAGAUGGUCUACCAAACAUGGGUUGAAGACGUCCAGGAGAGAAGUAUUCCCUUAAGCCAACCUUUUAAAGUGGACAACUUACUAACAGACGAGGUGGAAAUCAGCAGAUGGGGGUCCGAGGGCUUGCCCCCCGACGAACUGUCAGUUCAGAACGGAAUCCUCACAACCAGAGGCAGCCGUUUCCCCAUGUGUAUCGACCCUCAACAGCAAGCUCUCAACUGGAUUAAGAAGAAGGAGGCAAGCAAUAACCUCAAGAUCUCAUCUUUCAAUGAUCCCGACUUCUUGAAACAGCUGGAGAUGGCCAUUAAAUACGGGUUCCCGUUCCUUUUCCAAGACGUAGACGAGUACAUUGACCCUGUGAUCGACAAUGUCCUGGAGAAGAAUUUGAAAGGGGCUGAGGGCAGGCAGGUUGUCAUGCUCGGUGACAAAGAGGUCGACUUUGAUCCCAACUUCAGACUUUACCUCAACACCAAACUAGGAAACCCCAAAUUUUCUCCUUCUGUGUUUGGAAAAGCCAUGGUUAUAAAUUAUACUGUGACCCUUAAGGGUCUGGAGGACCAGUUGCUCAGUGUUAUAAUGGGGUUUGAGAAGAAGGAGCUGGAAGAGCAGCGCGAGUUUUUGAUUCAGGAGACCAGCGACAAUAAGAAGCUGCUGAAGAACCUCGGUGACACCCUGCUCAGGGAGCUGGCCACGUCCACGGGCAACAUGUUGGAUAACACGGAGCUGGUCUACACAUUGGAGGAGACGAAGUCCAAAUCCAGUGAGGUAUUUGAGAAACUGAAGUUGGCUGUGACAACAUCAGUGGACAUUGACGUGCUCCGAAACGGCUACCGACCAGCUGCCAAGCGCGGCGCUAUUUUAUUCUUUGCGCUGACAGAAAUGGCUCUGGUCAACAGCAUGUACCAGUAUUCUCUCGCCUCUUACCUGGAAGUCUUUGACUUUUCCCUGCGCAAAUCUCCACCGAAUGCCGCUCUGCCCAAAAGACUGACUAACAUCAUGAACAGCCUGACGUACAAUGUUUAUAAUUACGGCUGCACAGGUCUGUUUGAGAAACAUAAGCUGCUCUACUCAUUCAACAUGACCAUUAAGAUUGAGCAGGCAGAAGAUCGAGUACCUCAAGAGGAAUUGGAGUUUUUCAUCAAAGGUAAUCUGUCCCUGGAAAAGAGCUCGCGGCAAAAGACUUGUAACUGGCUGCCUGAUUCUGGAUGGGAAGACAUCGUGAAACUGUCCGAGCUGUUUCCCGGGCAAUUUGACUCUUUGCCUGACGAUGUUAGCAGAAAUUCAUUGGAGUGGCAGUCAUGGUAUGACCUCGAUGCACCAGAACAGUCUCCGCUGCCAAUGAGGUAUGACGAGAAGCUAACAGACUUUCAGAAGCUUCUCCUGCUGCGCUGUUUCCGUGUUGACAGAGUCUACAGAGCCAUCACCGAUUACGUCACCAUCACCAUGGGCGAGAGAUAUGUCCAACCUCCCGUGAUCAGUUUUGAUUCUAUUUACGAGCAGAGCACUCAUUUUUCUCCCAUCAUUUUCAUCUUGAGCCCUGGCUCAGACCCUGCUGCUGACCUCAUUAAACUCGCUGAAAGGACUGGCUUUGGGAGCAAGUUCAAGUCCCUUGCAAUGGGGCAAGGCCAGGAAAAGAUUGCUUUGCACCUCCUGGAAGUGGCGGCAGCUCGCGGCCAGUGGUUGAUGCUCCAGAACUGCCAUCUGCUGGUGAAAUGGCUGAAAGACUUGGAGAAGUGCAUCGAGAGGGUCACCAAACCUCACCCCGGCUUUCGCCUUUGGUUGACAACCAACCCAAUCGAUGACUUCCCCAUUGGGAUUCUUCAAAAGUCGCUCAAGGUUGUCACGGAGGCUCCAAAUGGUCUCAAGCUCAACAUGAGAGCCACCUACUCUAAAAUCUCCCAUGAGACGAUGACCGGAUGCCCACACUCCGCCUUCCGCAGCCUGGUCUAUGUGCUCUCUUUCUUCCACGCUGUGGUGCAAGAGAGGCGCAAGUACGGCAAAAUUGGCUGGAACGUCCCUUACGACUUCAGCGAGUCGGACUUCUUGGUUUGUUUGGAGAUCUUGAACACCUACCUGACCAAAGCGCACAACCAACAAGAGAGCAACAUUCCCUGGGGGAGUAUCAAGUACCUUAUAGGCGAGGUGAUGUACGGUGGACGAGUCAUCGAUAGUUUUGACCGCAGGAUCCUGAAUGUCUACAUGGAUGAGUAUUUUGGAGACUUCCUCUUUUAUGACUUUUGCCGUUUCCACUUUUUCAAAAACAAUGACGUUGACUACAAGAUUCCUCUGAAUGGACCCAAAGCUGUUUAUAUUGAUGAGAUCGAGUCUCUGCCGUUGGCAAACACCCCCGAGGUGAUGGGUCUUCACUCCAAUGCAGAGAUUGGAUAUUACACACAAGCAGCCAAAGACAUGUGGUUGCAUCUUAUAGACUUGCAACCACAGACGGGUGAGUCCGGUGGAAGCAUCAGUCGGGAUGAGUACAUCACGCAGGUGGCCCAGGACAUUCAGAACAAGUUACCCGGAUUGUUUGACCUGGACGUUAUCCGCAAGCAGUUCGGCGCCGAGAUCUCCCCGACGUCUGUGGUGCUUCUUCAAGAACUGGAGCGCUUCAACAAGCUCGUGGUCCGCAUGAAGCGGUCCUUGGCUGAGUUGCAGAGGGCCUUGGCUGGCGAGGUGGGCAUGAGCAGUGAGCUGGAUGAAGUCGCCCGAGCCCUUUUUAAUGGUCAGAUCCCUGCUAUUUGGAAGAAAUUGGCACCCGACACACUCAAGUCCCUGGGCAACUGGAUGAUCCAUUUCAAGAGGCGGUUCGAGCAGUAUAAAUCAUGGGUGGAUGCAGACGAGCCAAAGGUCAUGUGGUUGUCAGGACUCCACAUCCCAGAAUCCUACCUGACUGCCUUAGUCCAGGCGGCAUGCAGACAAAAUGGUUGGCCUCUGGAUCUUUCCACGCUUUACACGGAGGUGACCCGCUACCGGGAAGACGAAGAAGUCAUUGAUAGACCGCCACAAGGCUGUUUUGUGUCUGGUCUGUACCUGGAGGGAGCUGACUGGGACGUGGAUGACGGCUGCCUGGUCAAGAGUAAACUGAAAGUUCUGGAGGUCCAGCUGCCCAUUCUCAGAGUCAUCCCCAUUGAGACCCAACGGCUCAGGCUCCAGAAAACACUGCGGACCCCGGUGUACACCACGUCCUUGCGGAGGAAUGCCAUGGGUGUGGGUUUGGUAUUCGAGGCUGAUCUGUUCACCAGGGAGCACCUCUCCCACUGGGUCCUCCAGGGUGUCUGUUUAUCCCUCAAUUGUGACUAGGAACAUUAUUAUUAUUAUUUUAGGAGCUAGUUUCUCCGUAAUCCCUUCUCAUUUCUGUAGCCUGCAAUGCACAUUUACAGUCGAUGACGUGUGAUGGUAAUUUCCGUUUCGUGUUCUGUUCUGUUCUGUUCUGUUCUGUUCUGGUCGCUUAACGUUGAAAGCAAAUGCCCAGACCUUCCACUUCGGGUUUUGGGAGGGAAGACUUUAAACCCUGACUUCAUUUGAUGUGCCUGUAACCGUUUGUUUGUUCCUUUGUGUUAAACUAGAGCCUUAUUUUCUUUUAUUUGCCUACUUGCUUUUCUGAUUUUGUUAGUAUACAAACAUGUGAAAACUCAAACCUAAGGCCCGGGGGCCAGAUCUGGGCCGUUGCAUGAUUUUAUGUGGCCCCCGGAGGCAAAUCAUAUGUAUCAAUUUCUAUGAUUUUUUUUUUUUUGUUCAAAUCUGUCCCAAAAUUUUAAAUUGUCAUAUAAAUGAUAAC
Molecule: messenger RNA, 14458 nt
Organism: Syngnathoides biaculeatus (alligator pipefish)
Lineage: Eukaryota; Metazoa; Chordata; Actinopteri; Syngnathiformes; Syngnathidae
Product: dynein axonemal heavy chain 10-like
Exons: 77
Coding region: 292-13980 (4562 amino acids)
Biological process (GO): microtubule-based movement
Cellular component (GO): dynein complex
Molecular function (GO): ATP binding; ATP hydrolysis activity; dynein intermediate chain binding
Source: RefSeq, a predicted model, not a curated record